Messenger RNA from Didymodactylos carnosus, 672 nucleotides. The record is from the annotation of a GenBank genome assembly. Lineage: Eukaryota; Metazoa; Rotifera; Eurotatoria; Philodinida; Philodinidae.
AUGUGUGCUACAAAAUAUAAUUCUCAACCACAACAACGUAAAAUAGCGUUAAUUAUUGGUAUUAGUGAUUAUGAAAAUAAACCAUAUUUAAAAAAUAGUAUUAAUGAUGCUAAUAGUAUGAAUCAAGCAUUACAAAGUAUUGGAUUUAAAACAAUGUUAGGAUGUAAUUUAAAAUAUGGUGAAAUGGAAAAAAUAAUUCAAAAAUUUUUAUCCAUUAUUGAAUUUUCUGAUGUUGUUUUAUUUUAUUUUUCUGGUCAUGGAUUUCAUUAUAAAAAUGUAAAUUAUUUAAUUCCAUUGGAUAGUUUAAAUACUUUUGAAUCAAAUAUUAAAUAUCAUGCAAUUAGUACAGAAUUUAUACUAAAGAGUAUUGAACAGAAAACAUGUUAUGUAUUUAUAUGUCUUUUAGAUUGUCAGGGUUUAAAACAAAUAUGUGCACCACCCAUGGACUGUUUAAUUGCUAUUGCCUAUGCACCAGAUGAAAACGAUAGUUAUCGUGAUAGAGAUAGUUUAUUUACAAAACAUUUAUUACAAAAUAUAACACAAUCAGAUAAAGAUAUUGAAAAAAUUUUACAAGAUGUAGUAAAAGGUGUAGAAAUUGAAUCUGAUGGACAACAAAUUCUCUAUCGUAAUGGUACACUUCGACACAAAGAUAUUUAUCUUAAUAUACAUUGA